AUGGCGCGCUUAAGGGUGGCUUUUCUCGGCCCGUUAGCAUCUUUCUCGCACCAGGCUGCCGCCGAGGCCUUUGACAAAAUAUCAGCCUCAUUACUUCCUCAACUCUCCUUCGCCGAUGCCUUUGUCGCACUUCAAAACCAAGAGGUCGACUACGCCGUGAUCCCUUGCGAAAACUCAACCAAUGGCUCGGUUGUUCAGACUCUCGACCUCCUCGCCGAUCGCAAUGAUGACUAUAAGGAUGUGAAAGUCUGUGGCGAGUACUAUCUGACCGUCCACCACUGCUUGUUGGUUCACAAGGGCUCAUAUCCCUCUGGUUGGUCGGGGUAUGACGGGUCUAUCACCAAGCUAUACACACACCCCCAGGCAUGGGGCCAAUGUGAGGGAGUCCUUUCUAAAUAUUUCAAGGGAGUGGAAAGGCAGGAUGUCUCUUCUACAUCCAAAGGUGCCGAAAUUGUUUCAAAAGAGCCGACGGAGAAUAACGCAGCCAUUGCCAGCCGCUUCGCCGCCGAAUACCACGGUGUUGAUGUACUGAAAGAGAACAUCGAGGAUCGGGCUGAUAAUACAACUCGGUUCCUAAUUUUGAGGAAUGUUCUUGCUGCGCGGACGGCUGAGCUUGACUUGGGACAGCUCAAGGCGACCACUCUGGAAGAACAGCCCAACACGCACAAAACGCUGAUCUCGUUCUCCAUUGAUCACGCCUCACCAGGUGCAUUAGCCAGCGCGCUUUUGAUUUUCAAGCAACAUGGUUUGAAUCUCACGACUAUAAAUACUAGGCCCAGUUUGAAACGGGCGUGGCAGUAUAUCUUUUUUGUUGAAUGUGGACGAACGCUAUCCGAGGAGAAUAAGGAUGCAGUUGUCAACGCAUUACAAGAUCUACAAAACGUUACUGAGUCGUGUAGAGACCUGGGAACGUGGGAAGAUCAACUGGGUGCGCAAACUGCAUGA
This is a messenger RNA of Penicillium pulvis, 945 nucleotides long. Its product is annotated as prephenate dehydratase PHA2. Lineage: Eukaryota; Fungi; Ascomycota; Eurotiomycetes; Eurotiales; Aspergillaceae. Gene Ontology annotation, biological process: L-phenylalanine biosynthetic process. The record is from RefSeq and is a predicted model, not a curated record. Gene Ontology annotation, cellular component: cytoplasm. Gene Ontology annotation, molecular function: prephenate dehydratase activity; chorismate mutase activity. The transcript is spliced from 2 exons. The coding region runs from base 1 to 945 and encodes 314 amino acids.